Molecule: messenger RNA, 1359 nt
Organism: Polychytrium aggregatum
Lineage: Eukaryota; Fungi; Chytridiomycota; Chytridiomycetes; Polychytriales
Product: cyclin-like protein
Exons: 2
Coding region: 1-1359 (452 amino acids)
Biological process (GO): mitotic cell cycle phase transition; regulation of cyclin-dependent protein serine/threonine kinase activity
Cellular component (GO): centrosome; cyclin-dependent protein kinase holoenzyme complex; cytoplasm
Molecular function (GO): cyclin-dependent protein serine/threonine kinase regulator activity
Source: RefSeq, a predicted model, not a curated record
AUGGCCCUUAAUGCCUUUGCCAACCUCAAGGGCGGCGAGGUUGCCUCGCGCACUCGCUCCCGGGCCGCCCUUUCGUCCGUCAGCAACAACAUCAGCACACAGGCUCAGCGAGCACCGCUUGGCGAAAAGCCCCCCGUCAAGAGCUCGCUGAAACCCUCGCGCCCUCCCGCCGAGGAGAACGCUGACCCCAAGAUGGAUGAAGAUACCCAUGCUCCCGUCCACCGUGCUCCUUCUACCCGCACUGCAGCCGCCUCCGCCGAGGAAGUCAAGGCCGAGAGCGGCGCCCCCGAGCAGCCGCAGCGUCGCGCCCUCCGAUCGAGAAACGAGAAUGCCACCGAGGUGGCUCGCCCUCCUGUCAAGCGAACCCAGAUCCCCGUGCCCAAAGCUGCCCACCAUGCCGCCGAGACUGCUGCCCCCGCUCCGGUGCGCCAUGAAAAGACUAACGUCCAUCCCCUUGAGGACCCCAUGGACACCGAUCAGCCUGCCCAGAAGAGGGCCAAGAUCCAACCCGCCGCCCCCGAGUGGGACGAUCUCGACGCCCCCGAGGCCGAUGACCCGAUGAUGGUCACGGAAUACGUCGGCGAGAUCUUUGAGUACAUGAAGGAGCUUGAGAAAAACACACUGCCGAACGCCAACUAUAUGGACGACCAGAAGGAGCUUGCGUGGAAGAUGCGCGGCAUCCUGAUCGAUUGGAUGAUCGAUGUCCACAACAAGUUCCAGCUGCUGCCGGAAACCCUCUUCCUUGCCAUCAACAUUGUGGAUCGCUUCCUGUCCCUCCGAAUCGUCUCGCUCAUCAAGCUGCAGCUUGUCGGCCUGACGGCGCUCUUCAUUGCUGCAAAGUACGAGGAAGUCUGUGCUCCGUCCGUGAGCUAUUUCAUCCAGCUUGCUGGCGGAACGUACACCGACGACGAAGUCAUCAAGGCCGAGCGCUAUGUCCUGCAGGUCCUGGACUUCUCCCUCCAAUACCCCUCGCCUCUCUCUUUCCUCCGCCGUGCCUCCAAGGCCGACGGAUACGAUAUCCAGAGUCGCACUCUGGCAAAGUACCUGAUGGAGGUCGCGCUGAUUGAAUACCGCUGCCUGGAGUUCCCUCCUUCGCAGGUCGCCGCCGGCUCCCUGUACCUUGCCCGCCGCAUGCUCGGCCGCCACGACUGGGACGCCAAUCUGGUACACUACUCUGGAUACCGCGAAGCGGAGCUCCAGAACAUCACUGCCCUAAUGAUUGCCUAUCUGAGCCGCCCCACCAAGCACGAGGGGCUCUUCAAGAAGUAUGCCGCCCGAAAGUACAUGAAGGCCAGUAUCUAUGCUCGCGACUGGAUCCACAAGCAAAACGAGCAGUCGGAUGCCUCGGAUGAGCUGUAA